Messenger RNA from Drosophila grimshawi, 2648 nucleotides. RefSeq names its product cAMP-dependent protein kinase type I regulatory subunit (gene Pka-R1). The coding region runs from base 712 to 1845 and encodes 377 amino acids. Gene Ontology annotation, cellular component: cAMP-dependent protein kinase complex. Gene Ontology annotation, molecular function: cAMP-dependent protein kinase regulator activity. Gene Ontology annotation, biological process: regulation of protein phosphorylation. The transcript is spliced from 5 exons. The record is from RefSeq and is a predicted model, not a curated record. Lineage: Eukaryota; Metazoa; Arthropoda; Insecta; Diptera; Drosophilidae.
AUCGAAAAACAACAACAACUGCAGUGGUUUACGUGCGUGAAAAUAAGUUAAGUUUUAUAGAAAAAGCACUUUUUCGCCCCAACGAAAGACCAGAGAAAGUGUUCUGAAUGCUGCAGCAAAUGUGCAUGAAAUCAAACAACAACAACAGCAGCAGCAUCUUAUUAAACACCACCCAUAAACGAAGUGUAUUACAAAAGUGAAAACAGUGCCAAAAGCCACCAGCAAAGGCAAAUACCAAAAGCAAAAGGCAAAGAAAUCUGCAAAAAAAAAGAAAAUCAAAAGCAAACGCAAAGAGAAAAGGAAAAAAGAGGCAUUAACACACACAUCUCCCCCCACAUACUUAUGCCUAUGUACAUACACAAGUGGUGCUCGCGGCGGUGCACUUGACGCCCAAUUCCAAUAAGUUUAUUUACUUGAUUUCUACGCUGUGCAGCACAAUUAAAACUCGUGCGACGACUACAACAACUGCAACAGCAGUAACGAAAGCAGCAGCCACAAACCACAGCCAAACAAUCAGCAGCACACACACACACGCACACAUACCAACACCAACACUUGGUUUGCGCAUAUUGCGUAUCGAGUAAAUUAAAAAUCUGCAACAUACGCAAUCUAUACAGCUCCAACACGCUCGACCAACACAAACCUUCAACUCACACACACACCCAUACACUCAUACACACACACCCAUACACACACAGAAUUCCAAUACACAUGUCUUAUAUGAUGGCCAAGACUUUGGAGGAGCAGAGCUUGCGGGAAUGCGAACACUAUAUACAAUCGCAUGGCAUCCAGCGUGUACUCAAAGACUGCAUCGUCCAGUUGUGCGUCUGCCGACCGGACAAUCCUGUGCAAUUCCUGCGCAACUAUUUCCAGAAACUGGAACGGGAACAAGUCAAACUGGAUGCCAGCAAACAGGUAAUCAGUCCCGACGAUUGCGAGGAUCUCAGUCCAAUGCCACAAACAGCCGCACCACCCGUACGCCGGCGCGGUGGCAUCUCCGCCGAACCGGUCACCGAGGAGGAUGCCGCCAACUAUGUUAAGAAAGUUGUACCCAAGGACUACAAGACAAUGAACGCUCUGUCGAAGGCCAUUGCCAAAAAUGUGCUCUUCGCCCAUUUGGAUGAGAGCGAACGCUCCGAUAUAUUCGAUGCCAUGUUUCCCGUUAAUCACACGGCCGGCGAGAAUAUCAUACAGCAGGGCGACGAAGGCGACAAUUUCUAUGUCAUCGAUGUGGGCGAAGUAGAUGUCUUUGUCAACUCUGAGCUGGUGACCACGAUCAGCGAAGGCGGCAGCUUUGGUGAGCUGGCGCUGAUCUAUGGCACACCACGUGCGGCCACCGUGCGCGCCAAGAGCGAUGUUAAGCUGUGGGGCAUCGAUCGUGACUCGUACAGACGCAUCCUGAUGGGCUCAACCAUACGCAAGCGUAAAAUGUACGAGGAGUUCCUCUCGCGUGUCUCCAUACUGGAGAGCUUGGAUAAAUGGGAGCGAUUGACUGUCGCCGAUUCGCUGGAGACGUGCGCCUUCGAGGAUGGCGAAACGAUUGUGAAACAGGGCGCUGCCGGCGAUGAUUUCUACAUCAUUCUCGAAGGAUGUGCCGUUGUCCUGCAACAGCGCUCCGAGCAGGGUGAGGAGCCAGCUGAAGUGGGCCGUUUGGGCUCCAGCGAUUACUUUGGCGAGAUUGCUCUGCUCCUGGAUCGGCCACGUGCCGCAACUGUUGUCGCUCGCGGCCCCCUCAAGUGCGUCAAACUGGACAGAGCGAGGUUUGAGCGCGUUUUGGGCCCCUGUGCGGAUAUUCUGAAGCGCAACAUUACGCAGUAUAACAGUUUCGUUUCAUUGUCUGUAUAAGCAAGCAACAAGCAACAAACAACAACAGGCACACACAACAACAUCAUCAACAACAUCAACAACAACAACGCAGCUCGCAUGCCAACAUUAACAAAAAACAACCGCUCAACAGCAUAAAAAGCAUAAAAAGCAAAACAAAAAUUAAAUUAAAUGUGUAAAAAACAAAACAAAAAAAGAAUCCAUAUAAAGCAGCCCCAUUUUAGAGAGAGGGAGAGAGGGAGAGAGAGAGAGAGUUCUCCAUUGGAAUUGAAAUAUUGAGUUGAGCUCAAUGUGCAAGUGUGAAAAAUGGAUUGGCUUCGCUUGUUUUGGGUUGGGGGGUGCGCUGGGGGUUGGGUUGCGUGGGUGGUUAUGAAGUGGGGGGUGUGAAGAGGGGGCGCCAAAUACCAAUAUGUUAAUUACGUAUAUGAAUUCUGUAUGUUGUGCUGAAAAGUUAUACAUAUGUAUUUGUGUAAUGUGUGUGUUAAUUUCGUGUAAAAGUUGCGGCAUGUUCCCAACUCCAAAAAAAGAAAAAAAACUAAAAUCAAAAAAAUACAGAAAACAAAACCCAAAAAACAAAACGCAACUUGUCGCACUGAGCUUUCUUAAAAAGAAAAACUUUUGAAAAACUCAAAUAAGAUCAAAAUCAAAGGAAAAAAAGCAAAUGUAAAUUUGAAAAAUUUGAAAAACAAAACAAGCGCAUUUCUUAUAACACUUUUCUACGAGUACUGGUUGAAAUAUACACACAUAUAUAUCUAUGUAUAUAUACAUAUAUAUAUAUACUGAAUAUCUUUAUAACGGAACAUGCUGCCAGCAAAAACAAAAAC